CGCGUGCGCGUGAACAAGGCGUGUGAGCGGUGCCGGCUCCACAAAAUCAAAUGCUCCGGCCGGUACCCGUGCUUGAACUGCCAGAAACAUGACCUGGCGUGCCGGUACCGGGCGCUGAUUCCCGUGGAGUCGGCGCCGAGAGCCGAGGAGGAAGGGUCGUCUCCCGCUAAACGGGCCCACUGCAGCGAGCCCUCUGUGCAUGCGUCGGACGCGGCAUACGUGCGCUACUUGGAGCACAAGGUGCGGCACCUCGAGGCAGUGGUGUCAAAAGGCGCGUUCCACGGGCCCUGCGUCGACAACACGGGCCUGCCGUACAAGCUCGACGACAUUGUCGUGAUCCAGCGGCCCACCAGUAGCAAGUGGCGGCUCUGCCGCCGCUACCAGGCCGCGUUGGCCAUCGAGCUCUGCUCGUCGCUAUACAAUGGCCUUUCGCCUGAGGCACAGGCACAGGUGCACAUCCCACGCACCAACUACUUUGGCUUCAACAUGUCCGGCUGUCACUACCUUCGGCCCGACGCGCUACCGCCGUUUCCCGACCCCGCGGAGCUCUCCUCCGAGCACCGCGAGGUGCUCAUUGACUUCUUCUUCAAGGAAAUCAACCCACUCUACGCGAUAGUGCACGAGAGCGUGUUCCGCGAACAGUACAAAGCGUUCCGUGACGUGCUCCCCGAGGAACGGCCCACCAACAACGUGGCCUUGUUUGCGGCCAUGCUCAGCCUCAUCCUUGCCUUGGGCAUCCGCUUCAUGGAGUUCAUGAAACCCGCGGGCCCCGCCAGGGCCCAGUUACUCGUUGAGGAAACACUCUACAAAUACGCGCAUCUGGUCCUCCUGAUCUUCUCCGCCGAGUGGGAGUCGUUCGAGCUCAUCCAGUGCUGGCUUCUCUCGACGCUCUACUUACGCAUCUCGCACAGGCAAACGUCGUGCCACCUGAGCUUUGGGCAUGCACUCAACAUGUGCCGCUCUAUGGGGCUUGGCAAGUACGACCAGAUACCACAUGAUAGCUCGGCGUACGAGGUUGCCAAGGCGAAGCGCAUAUUCUACGCAGUCUACUCGUUCGACCGCAUCAUUGGAUUACAGGGCGGCCGCAUCAGCGGCAUGUGUGAGGAUGAGAUCAAGCGCAUGUUUCCGCUGCUCGACUUCGAGAAGGAAAGCGCAAAUGACGACUGGAUCACCGUGCCGGCGUUCGCCAUGUUGCACAUAGCACGUCUUGCCCACUACUUGAACUUGGCGUACUCGAACAACCACGACUUGAUCACCGCCGAGAAAAUGACACGCGAGUUUGACGAAGUGCGAGAGUGGCUCGAUACUAACGGGUUCGACGACGAGGAAGACAUCUACGGGCCAGACGCGCCAAAUGCCGAGGCCUCGUCUUUGAUCAAGGCGCAAGUGAAGCUACAUUUCUACGAGUUGAUCCAAUGCAUCCAUGCCAAGAUGCUCUUCGGCAUCUUCGGGCACCGAGUCUCGAUCGAAGGGAUGAAAAUCUCCACGAUCUUGCAGUGCAACAAAGACAUCAUCUACCUCCUCAAAAAGGUGCUCGACUCGGGCGGCCUUUACGCGCCCUGGUAUCUCACGCUCCAGCUCAUCCUCACUGUGGGGGUCAACAGCCUUGUGUUUGUGAACGGGGGGAUCCACGUCGCAGAAUCGCGUCGGCUAAUAAAAGACACAAUGGCCGUUCUACAGGUAAUACGGGAUUCUCCCGUGUAUGAUGAAAACGGUGAAUUGAUUUUCAAACUGCGGUUCCGCAUGGUUGAGGAAUGCCGCUGGCUCUUCAAGAUGAUGAACCACAUCAUGUCUCUUCACUACCAAGAGUCACUCAAAGGCAUCCGCGAGCUUGGCACAGAUCAUGGCUCGUCGGCGGUCAAU
Molecule: messenger RNA, 1863 nt
Organism: Metschnikowia bicuspidata var. bicuspidata NRRL YB-4993
Lineage: Eukaryota; Fungi; Ascomycota; Pichiomycetes; Serinales; Metschnikowiaceae
Gene: CTA7
Product: Cta7p
Exons: 2
Biological process (GO): DNA-templated transcription; positive regulation of transcription by RNA polymerase II
Cellular component (GO): nucleus
Molecular function (GO): DNA-binding transcription factor activity, RNA polymerase II-specific; zinc ion binding; sequence-specific DNA binding
Source: RefSeq, a predicted model, not a curated record